This is a messenger RNA of Condylura cristata (star-nosed mole), 2668 nucleotides long. RefSeq names its product origin recognition complex, subunit 1 (gene ORC1). Gene Ontology annotation, biological process: DNA replication initiation; mitotic DNA replication checkpoint signaling. Lineage: Eukaryota; Metazoa; Chordata; Mammalia; Eulipotyphla; Talpidae. Gene Ontology annotation, cellular component: nuclear origin of replication recognition complex. Gene Ontology annotation, molecular function: ATP hydrolysis activity; chromatin binding; ATP binding. The record is from RefSeq and is a predicted model, not a curated record. The transcript has 16 exons. The coding region runs from base 1 to 2583 and encodes 860 amino acids.
AUGGCAUACUACUCUACAAGGCUGAAGACCAGACAAACUUACUCUUGGGUUGGCAGGCCACUGUUUGAUCAGAAACUGCAAUAUCAAACUUACAAAAAAAUUAGCAUAAAAAUGGAAGGUUGUUCAUCUGAGAUUCAUAUCCAAGUUGGACAGUUCGUGUUUAUUGAAGGAAAUGAUGAUGAAAAUCCAUAUGUUGCUAAAUUGGUUGAAUUAUUUGAAGAUGACUAUGAACCUUCUUCCAAGAAACGUGCUCGAGUACAGUGGUUUAUCCGAUUUUGUGAAAUUCCUGUCCAUAAACAAAAAUUGUUGGGCCGGAAGCCUGAUGCACAGGAGAUAUUCUGGUAUGACUGCCCUGCCUGUCCCACCAACAUUAAUGUCGAGACCAUCAUUGGCCCUGUACAGGUAGUCGCUUUAGCCCCAGAUGAGGUGAUGCCUGUGGACCUGAAAAAUGAGAAGACAUUCUUUGUGAAGCUAUCUUGGAACAAGAAGACGUUCAUACCACUAUCCCCAGACUUAUUUGCAGAGUUGGAUAAGCUACAGGAAGGGAGCCCUAGAUGCCAGAAGCUCACGGGGACCAAGAGUAAGGGCAUAGAAAUCCCCUCUUGGAUUGCAAGCCAGCGUGUUGUCAAAAGCAUUGAAUCAAAGCAUUCUGCCUCCAAGUGUCGCCAUACUGCUUCCCAUCCUGUUACUCCUAGGGCAAGGAAGAAGCUAGAACUCAACAGUCUCCUUAGGACACCUAACACUAGGAAUUCCCAGCAGACUUCAGGGACUUCAGGGGAUUCUCCUGGAAGAACUAAACGGAAAGUGACUCUCUCUGAGGUUACCUCACCUUCUAAGAGGCCUCAACCAGAUGGACUUCAGAUCUCAUCCUCAGUUAUGAAAGCCCCAGAGAAUACUGGAGAUAUGCGACACUCUUGUACAGAGAAUGACAAGAAGAUUUCACAUGAGUGUCACAUGACCCUGAGAACUAGAGUGCCAGCAUUGAAAAUCCCAGAUAUUAGUGAAAAUAUAACACUUACUCCUGUUGGACAAGGUCGGACAUCUUCAGUGGUACCUUCUGUGAUUCCGAAACCAGAAGACAGAAAAAAGAGGGAGGCUAAAGAACCAGAAACUCAGAAUGAAGCUGUUACCACUCCCCAUCGUGUCCGCAGGAAGAGUUCCCUCUUGACUAUGAACCGGAUUAGGCAACAGCUUAGGUUUUUAGGUAAUAGUAAAAAUGAGCCAGAAGAGAAAGAGUUCCUGCCAACAGCAGAGACUUCAGACUCUGACAGUGAGGAGGAAGAGGCUUCAAUAUCACCCCUUCCUAGAAGAAUAUCCAGAAACCUUCAGUCUUCCACAAAGUCAUCCUUACAGACCCCCUGCAAGACACCAAAGAAAACCCCCAAGCCUCGAACACCACAUGAUGCCACGCCCCAGAUCCGCAACCGAAAGCUGGCUGCCCAAGAGCCUGCCAGUGUGCUAGAGGAGGCCCGACUGAGGCUGCAUGUUUGUGCUGUGCCUGAUUCACUUCCUUGUCGGGAACAGGAAUUCCAAGACAUCUACAACUUUGUGGAAAGCAAACUCCUUGACCAUACUGGAGGAUGCAUGUACAUCUCAGGAGUCCCUGGCACAGGGAAGACUGCCACUGUGCAUGAGGUGAUACGCUGCCUGCAGCAGGCAGCCCACACAAAUGAUGUUCCUCCCUUUCACUACAUUGAGGUCAAUGGCAUGAAGCUGACAGAACCCCACCAAGUCUAUGUGCAAAUCUUGCAGAAGCUGACAGGCCAAAAGGCAACAGCAAACCAUGCGGCAGAACUUUUGGCGAAGAGAUUCUGUACUCGAGGCUCCUCUCAGGAAACCACCAUACUGCUUGUGGAUGAACUUGACCUUCUUUGGACGCAGAAGCAAGAUGUAAUGUACAAUCUCUUUGACUGGCCUACCCACAGGGAGGCCCGGCUUGUGGUCCUAACCAUUGCCAACACCAUGGACCUGCCGGAGCGCAUCAUGAUGAACCGAGUGUCAAGCCGACUGGGCCUAACCAGGAUGUCCUUCCAGCCUUAUACUCACAGCCAGUUGCAGCAGAUUGUACUGUCCCGACUCAGAUACUUAAAGGCCUUUGAGGAUGAUGCCAUACAGUUGGUAUCCAGGAAGGUAGCAGCCCUCUCUGGAGAUGCACGACGCUGCCUGGACAUUUGUCGGCGUGCCACAGAGAUCUGUGAGUUCUCACACCAGAAGCCUGACCGCCCUGGCCUGGUGACUGUGGCCCAUCUACUGGAAGCAGUGGAGGAGAUGUUUUCAUCAUCAUACAUCACUGCCAUCAAAAAUUCUUCUGUUCUGGAACAAAACUUCUUGAGAGCCAUCCUUGCUGAAUUUCGUCGGUCAGGUUUGGAGGAAGCCACAUUUCAACAGGUUUACAGUCAACACGUGGCACUGUGCAGAAUGGAGGGCCUGCCGUACCCCACCAUGUCAGAGACCAUGGCAGUCUGCUCUCGCCUGGGUGCCUGCCGCCUCCUCCUUGUGGAGCCCAGCAGGAAUGACAUGCUACUUCGAGUGCGGCUCAAUGUCAGCCAGGAUGAUGUGCUGUAUGCUCUGAAAGACCAGUGAAGGGCUUCACAGGAAGGAGUGUGAUCUGUGAUCUCCCAGAGCCUGAUUUCAUCACAGUUCAUGGAAUUGUUGUAGCAAAAAAUGU